AUGCCGCCCCACUUUUUCGAGCAGGGGCUGAGGCUGAACGCGGACGGGUACUUUUCCAUGCUGGACACCGUCGUGAAGCCUUGGAUCACGAGAGUGACCAACGGCAGACCGUACGUGUUCCAGCAGGAUUCCGCUCCGUGCCAUACAGCCUCCAAAACGAUAAAGUGGUUGGCGGCCAAUUUCAACGACUUCACCUCGCCGAAUGUGUGGCCUCCCAGCUCACCGGAUCUUAAUACAAUAGAUUAUUUCGUGUGGGGCGCGGUGGAACACCAACAGAACCUCCAGCAACACCAAGGCGGAACGGAUGGCGAAAAUCAGGUCCGUUUUCGCGGCCCUACCCCGCGAAACUGUCGCCAGGGCUUGUUCCCGGUUCCGGAGACGGGCGGAGGCCCAUCAAUGGCAAAUGUUGAAGAUUUUCGUAAAUUGAUGAAAUCUCUGAUUGUGUGCUCGAAAGUGGCCGGGGUUGAGAUGUGGACUGCACCGGGAAAGCUUAAACCAGCCUCGUAUUACCUUUCGUUUCAUAUAACAGUAUAUUUUGUCAGCACUGUUUGGACACUAAGAAAGUACAUCGAUGAUCCAAUUCAUAUGAUGAAGGUCCUCAUAACGAUGGGAACUGCUGUACAGCUCUAUAUCAAGUUCUUUGUAGCACAUUCGAAAGCCCAAGAAGUCAAUUUAUUUACCGUGGAACUGGAGCAAGAAGUGCUUAAACGUUAUCAAAAUGGGUCUGAGGAGGAAACUGCUGUGCUUAGACGUACAGGUCGCAUUCUUUGGAUAGUCUUUCGUUUGAUGAGUGCGUCAUAUAUCUUCGUUGCAGUCGCAUUUGGACUUUAUCCAGCAUUUUAUUACAUUGCAACGGGAAAAGUGGUGCCUUUGUUUCUGUACGAACUCCCGUUUUUCAAUGUGAGCACUUCUUUAGGGUACGCCGUAACGAUGGGUUUUCAAAUUAAUCUGUUGGCAAUUGGAGUUCUAGGAGCAAUACUGUCAGAUUUCAUGUUUUUCAUGUACGCAAUGUACGCUAUGGCUAGGGCAGACAUUUCGAUAGUGCAUCUUAGGGAGCUAGAAAACAUACUCAAUGAUCCUAAUCCUAAGAAUGAAAAACACUCUGCGGAAUUACGUCACAAGUGGGUCCAGUGCAUGCACGAUCAUCAGCAGUCAACCAGUUUUUUCAGCACAAUUGAAAACAUUUUUGGACUCAUGUGUUUAGCACAGGUUUCAACUGCAACAUUGUCAAUAUGUGACGCAAUGCUUUUAGUGCUUUUGACUGAUUGGUACCCAACGUAUUCCUACCUGUAUGUGAUGUUCGUUCAACUUUCAGGGUUCUUUGUGAUUGGACAUUUGGUAGAGCUUAAGAUUGACGCAUUGUAUAACAAGAUCAUCUCUAUGCCUUGGUAUAGGCUACCAGUGAAGGAACAGAAGGAAUUUAGAUUUCUAUUGAGCCGUCAGCAAUGUCCGAUGAUACUGACAGCGUAUGGCUUUCAUCCCAUGAACUUUGAGACUUACAUGAGUGUUUUAAAGGGUUUGUACCAGUUUUUCGUGAUGAUCAUGCAGUAUAUUGGCUGA
Anopheles arabiensis is the source of this 1560-nucleotide messenger RNA. RefSeq lists its product as uncharacterized. The record is from RefSeq and is a predicted model, not a curated record. NCBI's taxonomy places the organism in Eukaryota, Metazoa, Arthropoda, Insecta, Diptera, Culicidae. Bases 1 to 1560 code for a protein of 519 amino acids. The transcript is spliced from 7 exons. Gene Ontology annotation, molecular function: olfactory receptor activity; nucleic acid binding; odorant binding. Gene Ontology annotation, cellular component: plasma membrane. Gene Ontology annotation, biological process: sensory perception of smell; detection of chemical stimulus involved in sensory perception of smell.